UUUGUCGUCUGCUGCGCCGUUUACUUGGGCUGUGUAAGGUUUUGUUGUGUAAACAUGAAAAUAAACCAAACAGUGAGUUAGCGUCUCAAGGAAUGCAAGGAGCUAUGGAUCACACGCUCGAUGCCGAGCUCAAAGCAGACUUAGCACUCCUGUUGGAAUGUCUCAAGUGCCAACAUGACAACCCAGCCGCCUCCACACAGGCCCUGCUCACCAUCUCUUCUAUCUGCUCAAGUAACAGUACAAUAAAGGAGUAUUUUCAUGAGUGUGGAGGUCUCCAGUACAUUUUGGACCUGCUGUCAUCCACUACUUUGGAGCAGAUCAAAGAGUCAGCUCUGUACUGCCUGGGCUGCUGCGUUGAGAGAAAUGUGUUCUUACAAAAGAAGAUCAGUACCAGUGAAGUCUUCUCCAAUCUGUACAGCCUGCUUACUUGUCCAGUUCUAGUAACAGACUACGACAAACUGUCGCCUUUCUCAUUCUCUGCAUUGUGGCAAAUAACAGUUAUGGGCAGAAUCUUCAGGUCGUGCCUUACGUCAGGCCAGCCUUGUAAGGUGAUCCAGGAGCCCAUUCCUCCAUCCUCCCUACAGCUAUGGAGCUCUGUGGCCAGCUCGCUCAGCAUGUGUGUCAACAACCCACAGAAUGAUGAUAAUCAAAGACUUUGCGCCAGCUUAUUACCCUAUACCGUCAAACUUCUGCAGGAGUGUCAGCAGGAGAGUGUUGUCCGUCCUCUGGCUGCAUUCCUGGGGCUGUUAGUGGCCAAUAAUGUGUACAACCAGGACCGAGUGAGAAAGUGUGGGGGUCUAGACACCAUCAUCUCUGUCGUCCAGAGAUUGGGUAACCAGAGCAGGAGACACCCUCAGUACCUUAGCCUGGCCCUACACGUUGUGACGACGCUGGAUGCCUGUAUCGCUGACAACGGUGCAAAUGCAGACACUGCAGGUGACCAUGAGGCUGUGCAAACACUGUUGUCGUUGUUAUCCCUGCCUGAGCUAGACGAGGCAUCACAGCUGCAGGUUAUCCUCACACUGGGGCAUCUCACUGACCUUUCAGUGAGUAACCAGACUAGGUUUAUAGAAGCGGGUGGUCUUCCCUUACUGUUAAACCUCAUGGGGGCAUCUGAGGAUGAAGAGGUUUGUAAGGCAGUCAAAUACGUACUUCAGGCUUGCGUCCAAGCAGUAAAGUACAAGCCUUCUGGAAGUGGUGAUAAAAACGAGCUUCAUCAGCGACAACCUUAUGGCCUACAGCAUAUCCAUCAAAAUGAUUUCUUACCCGAACUGCCACAAAACAGAGAAGAAAACUUUGACAGUGUCAUUCUAAACAAACUAAACCUGUUAACAGAGAAGCUGGAAUCCAUGGAAAGGGCAGAUGUCAGCUUAGAAAGGCAGAACACAAGAGCAGUUUCAACAGCUGAGGUGCUACAAAACCAAAGUGUUAAAAACAUUUCUAAUUCAGCUCAAGCCUCAUUUGAAGAGUUCUUGAGGAAUUGGAAUCCUAAGACGGGAAAGACACAUGAAAGAAACAUGGAUUUUCCACAGGAGUUUGCACACAUUUAUAAUUCACAAGUACCUGUAAAUUCUGGGAAACUUUCUUUUACUCAAAGAAAUAUUCCAUCACAGGAAAUUUUAAAUGAGAAGGAAGGAUUUAUGCUUACAGAUAUUGUUGCCUGCCCGAGCUUUGACAGCUCCACUGUAAAUUUGUCUGUUAAUGUUCCUAAGGAACAGCUGAGAUCAGAAAAUGAAAACUCUGCUGUGGUUAGCUCAGGACACAAUGUGACAAAGGUUUGUCAGACUGAAAGCAGGAAGCAGGAUGAGAACGCACAACCAGUGGGGAGGCCUGAACAACCUCUGAGAGGCAACGGUCAGAAAGAGGGCAAAAAACAUAGUGAACAAACACAGAUGGUUCAACCCCAGAGUGAACAGUUGUUAGAAGAACUUAAACAGGAAAAAGAGAAGCGCAAGUUGUUGGAGAUAGAAGCAGCAAGUUUACGAGAAGCAGUGGAAAAACAGAAACAGAAAGAGUCUGAAGCAGUGGCGCUUAGAAAGGAACUGGAGAAGCAAGAGAGUGAAGUCAUAGUAUCUUCAUCCAGUGAGGGAAGUAAUGAACAUGGUAACGAGCUGGAAGAGGCUUUUGUAGAAGUCAUUGAAGAUCCACCUCCAGAGGAGAGUCCUAAGUUUGCUGAGAAGAGAGGGAACUCUUGCAUGGCUGACAGGAACAGGAGAAGUUGUGACAAGGAUGUGUUUGUGAAACCAUCAGAACCUCCUAGAGUCUCCCUUAGGCGUGCUCAGACUCCAGCCUACUCGUCAGCAUCCAAGACACGUCGCUGCAACACAAGAGAGAGCAGAAACAAAAGCUCAUGGCAAGACAAACGUACACCGAAAGAGAGUUGUUCACGGCCUGCUAGUCAGGCGUCUACAUGUGGUGUGGACUUGAAUGACAGCAUCGCGUCAGAGUUUGAUUUCAAGCUUUUAGCGAAGGCCAGGUCAGCUGGUGAGCUGAAAGAGCGGGUAGCCGGACUCAGCAGGGCAUCAUACGAGUGGUCAGUGAGGAAACUGAAGCAACCACUCACCAGUACCCCUGUGUACAGGACAUACCAUGGGAGAUUCUCAUAUGGAGGCAGCCUGCAUGACAACCAGGUGUACAGUGUGAAGCCCAAGAGAAGUGGUCCUGGUCACCUUUGCAGGGGUCAGGCCAGCUGGCAGAGAGGAAGGUCAGCAGACAGAGACAUUUGGAGAGAGGGAGAGAGGGACAGCAGUGAGGAUGAUGAUGAUGAGAUGUCCUGUAAGAGUGCCAUAUCUGUUUCUUCUUUUCCUUCCAGAGAUCUUUGUCCAGGAUGUCACAUAUAUUGCAAAUUUGUGCUCGUCUUCCAUUCACCAGGAUGUUACCCUCCACGGGCGUGUGGGCUACCCUUGCUGAACAGCCGCACCUUUAACAUAGCUCUCGAGACAAACCCUCACACCUGUGCAGCCCAUAGACUCGUCAGAAAGCUGGAGCGGCAAUUCAUCCACACAAGGAACCAGAGGCCGACAAAGAUGAGGCCCCUGGAGGCACUGAAUGGCAGACCUACCAGACAUGGAUGUGGCGACGGAAACGGCAAAUGUCCGAAGCAGCCCUCGCCAUCGGUGUAUGACUUCAUGAGCAAUACAGACGACACUCCACAACAGAGUGUUACCCCGCCUUAUCAGACAGGCAGAACCUGCCCCACAGCUGAUAUCCAGCCUAAGCCAUGUGUGGGUGCCAGACGUCGCAAACCACGGGUACCUUACACAGAGGUAGAAAUCCACAACUUACUAACAGGAGUGCAGAAACUAGGGAAACACUGGAACCAGAUUCUCUGCACCUAUCAGUUCCAUCCUUCCAGGACCGCCGUGGAUCUCAUGGAAAAAUACAAGAGGAUUAUGCUUGCUGAGAAGAACCAGGAGUCAAGAGAAAGUGUGCGCCGUGACCAGACAUUCACUGGCCCCUUUUCUCUGUGCGAGGAACGUCGACUGAAACGGGGCGUCAAGCAGUUUGGUUACAACUGGAAACUAAUCCUGGAGGAGUUCCGCUUUGCUGAGGGGAGGACAAAACAACAGCUAAGGGACAAGUGGAGAAGCAUGCACAAGGGCAAGCUGACAAAACUAGCUUGAAAACUACAUGUACAUAAAUGUUGAAGUUGAAAUAGGUUUUGUUUUGAACUGGUAUAUGUAUUGAGAGAUAAGUACAUGUGUAUAUAAUAUAUAUUCACAAUGAAUUGUGAUAUAUACUAUUAACUGGCAGAUAUGAUCCUUUAAUUUAUUUAUUUAGUUGAUUGGAGUUUAACGCCAUAUUCAAGAAUAUUUCACUUAUAUGUUGGCAGCCAGUAUUAUGGUGGGGGGAAACCAGGCAGAGCCUGGGCGAUACCCACGACUGUCUGCAGGUUAGUGGCAAACCUGCCCACAUAGAUGUAUGUGAUACUUUUAGAAUAAACUGUUACGCAGAUGAUACAAAUGUAAGUGUACAUGUAUAUACAUCCAUAUUAAGAAAUUGUUUGUUGAUAUUUUUGUACUUCUACUGCAUGUUAAUUAAAUAUGAUGACUCACCUCGGAAAGAGGUUAUUGUCAUAGGGUCAUCUGCAUCUUGUUUGUUGUGAAGAAUUAAACUCAACACAUAUAUCCUUUAAUGAAUGUUUGCCCUUUGGUUUGUCUUAUAUUUUACCAAUCCAUGAGGAACUUUUUAUCAGUUCCUUUUGUACAUGUACAAGUAAACUUAAGAAAUCUCAAUACAGUUUUCUUUUGAAUGACUCAGCAUGGUUCAGAUAAGAGUCUGAGAUUAUGGCACUCCUGCGAGUGAAUCAAGUUUGUGACCUUCACCUUAGGAAGUAUAACAAAGAUGGCGGACCAGGAACAGGCCCAGGAAAAAAUCCACUGACAUGUCAGCUAACAAUUUAUAAACCUUCUCACCCUCUGUCUGUGCAUGUCCUCCAUGUCACUGAAGGCACAUCUGGCAAAACUGUCCGAAUGAUUCCGCCUCGUUCCUUCGACCAAAUUCACAACAUAAAUGGUG
Liolophura sinensis is the source of this 4518-nucleotide messenger RNA. RefSeq lists its product as uncharacterized. Bases 93 to 3623 code for a protein of 1176 amino acids. The transcript is spliced from 20 exons. Gene Ontology annotation, molecular function: protein binding. Gene Ontology annotation, biological process: homologous chromosome pairing at meiosis; meiotic attachment of telomere to nuclear envelope. The record is from RefSeq and is a predicted model, not a curated record. Lineage: Eukaryota; Metazoa; Mollusca; Polyplacophora; Chitonida; Chitonidae.